AUGCAGCUACGGAUCCAGCGGUCAUUUCCCAGCCACCUUCUACAUCGUGCAGACAAAACCCCAGAGCUGCGGAGCGCCGGGACGCUCCCGCACCCCGUGCACGGGCCGCAGAACGUGGAGGUGGUGGACAUCCGCUCGCGGCAGCUGACGCUGCAGUGGGAGCCCUUCGGCUACGCCGUGACGCGCUGCCACAGCUACAACCUCACCGUGCACUACCAGUACGUCUUCAACCAGCAGAAGUUCGAGGCAGAGGAGCUCAUCCAGACUUCUUCCCACUACACCCUGCGAGGGCUCCGGCCCUUCAUGACCAUCAGGCUGAGGUUGGCCCUCUCCAACCCCGAGGGCAGGAUGGAAAGCGAGGAGCUGGUGGUGCAGACUGAGGAGGAUGUUCCUGGACCCGUUCCCUUGGAAUCUAUCCAAGGAGGACCUUUUGAAGAGAAGAUCUACGUUCAGUGGAAGCCUCCAAAUGAGACAAAUGGCAUCAUUACACUCUAUGAGAUCACAUACAAGGCCGUUGGGUCUCUGGAUCCCAGUGCUGACCUGUCCAGCCAGAGAGGGAAAGUCUUCAAGCUGCGGAACGAAACCCAUCACCUCUUUGUGGGACUGUACCCAGGCACCACCUACUCCUUCACCAUCAAAGCCAGCACAGUCAAGGGCUUUGGGCCACCCAUCACCACCAGGAUUGCAACCAAGAUUUCAGCUCCAUCCAUGCCCGAGUACGACACGGACUCUCCCCUCAAUGAGACUGACACCACCAUCACCGUCAUGCUGAAGCCUGCUCAGUCCCGGGGAGCUCCUGUCAGUGUCUACCAGCUCGUUGUCAAGGAGGAGAAGCUGCAGAAAGCCCGGAGAGCUGCAGACAUCAUCGAAUGCUUCUCUGUGCCAGUGAGCUACAAGAAUGCCUCCAGCCUGGACUCCCCACACUACUUUGCAGCUGAGCUGAAGCCCAUCAACCUUCCUGUCACACAGCCCUUCACCGUGGGCGACAACAAGACCUACAAUGGCUACUGGAAUGCUCCUCUUUCUCCCCUGAAAAGCUACAGCAUAUAUUUCCAGGCUCUUAGCAAGGCCAAUGGAGAAACAAAAAUCAACUGUGUCCGGCUGGCAACAAAAGCAGUGAUAGGUAGACAACAGGUGACCACGCGAAACCCGCCCAGCCUCUUGAGCACAGGAGCUUCCACCCAGAAUUCCAAUGCAGUGGAGCCUGAAAAGCAAGUGGACAGCACGGUGAAAAUGGCUGGAGUUAUAGCAGGCCUCCUGAUGUUUGUUAUUAUCCUCUUGGGAGCAAUGCUUACCAUCAAAAGAAGAAGAAAUGCAUAUUCCUACUCCUAUUACUUGAAGCUAGCCAAGAAGCAGAAGGAGACUCAGACCAGCACGCAGAGGGAGAUGGGUCCUGUGGCUACUUCUGACAAGACCUCCACCAAACUCAGUGCUGUUCACAAUGAAGAAGCUUUUUCUUCCAGCUGCCAAGAUGUUAAUGGAUUCAUUUCAUCAGACACCGUCCCAUCGACCACGCUGUUAGACAGCAGCCAUGGGGAGCUGGCCCAGCCCACGCUGACCAUCCAGACCCACCCGUACCGCAGCUGCGAGCCCGUGGAGAUGUCCUACCCCCGGGGACAGUUCCAGCCCGCCAUCCGAGUGGCAGACCUGCUGCAGCACAUCACCCAGAUGAAGAGGGGACAGGGCUAUGGCUUCAAGGAGGAGUAUGAGGCACUCCCCGAGGGGCAGACGGCGUCCUGGGAUACGGCCAAGGAAGACGAGAACCGCAACAAGAACAGAUAUGGGAACAUAAUCUCCUAUGAUCACUCAAGAGUGAGACUGCAGCUGCUGGAUGGGGACCCUCACUCUGACUACAUCAACGCCAACUACAUCGACGGGUACCAUCGGCCUCGCCAUUACAUUGCAACUCAAGGGCCGAUGCAGGAGACAGUGAAGGAUUUCUGGAGAAUGAUUUGGCAAGAAAACUCUGCGAGUGUUGUCAUGGUCACCAACCUGGUGGAAGUGGGCAGGGUGAAGUGUGUUCGAUACUGGCCAGAUGACACAGAAGUCUAUGGAGAUAUUAAAGUCACAUUAAUUGAGACAGAGCCACUGGCAGAGUAUGUCAUACGUACCUUCACUGUCCAAAAGAAAGGCUACCAUGAGAUCCGAGAGAUUCGGCAGUUCCACUUCACCAGCUGGCCGGACCACGGCGUGCCCUGCUACGCCACGGGGCUGCUGGGCUUCGUGCGCCAGGUGAAGUUCCUCAACCCCCCCGAGGCAGGACCCAUCGUGGUGCACUGCAGUGCUGGGGCCGGGAGGACGGGGUGCUUUAUUGCCAUUGACAUCAUGCUGGACAUGGCAGAGAACGAGGGCGUGGUGGAUAUAUUCAACUGCGUGCGAGAGCUGCGCUCCCAAAGGGUCAACUUGGUGCAGACAGAGGAGCAGUAUGUGUUUGUCCAUGAUGCCAUUCUGGAGGCAUGUCUCUGUGGCAACACAGCCAUUCCAGUCUGUGAGUUCAGAUCCAUAUAUUACAACAUCAGCAGACUGGAUCCACAGACCAAUUCCAGCCAGAUAAAAGAUGAGUUUCAGACCCUGAACAUCGUGACGCCGCGGGUGCGGCCGGAGGACUGCAGCAUCGGGCUGCUGCCGCGCAACCACGACAAGAACCGCUGCAUGGACGUGCUGCCCCUGGACCGCUGCCUGCCCUUCCUCAUCUCCGUGGAUGGCGAGUCCAGCAACUACAUCAAUGCUGCACUCAUGGAUAGCCACAAGCAGCCUGCUGCCUUCAUUGUCACCCAGCACCCCUUGCCCAACACCAUCACAGACUUCUGGAGGCUGGUGUUUGACUACAACUGCUCCUCCGUGGUGAUGCUCAACGAGAUGGAUGCAGCACAGCUCUGCAUGCAGUACUGGCCAGAGAAGACAUCCUGUUGUUAUGGCCCAAUCCAGGUGGAGUUUGUUUCAGCAGACAUUGAUGAAGAUAUCAUCAACAGGAUAUUCCGGAUUUGCAACAUGGCCAGGCCGCAGGACGGGUACCGCAUCGUGCAGCACCUGCAGUACAUCGGCUGGCCGGCCUACAGGGACACCCCUCCCUCCAAGCGCUCCCUGCUCAAGGUGGUCAGGAGGCUGGAGAAGUGGCAGGAGCAGUACGACGGCAGAGACGGGCGCACCGUGGUCCACUGCCUGAACGGCGGCGGUCGCAGCGGCACCUUCUGUGCCAUCUGCAGCGUGUGUGAGAUGAUCCAGCAGCAGAACAUCAUCGACGUGUUCCACAUAGUGAAAACGCUACGGAAUAACAAAUCCAACAUGGUGGAGUCACUGGAACAGUAUAAAUUUGUAUACGAGGUUGCACUGGAAUACUUGAGUUCCUUUUAGCCCAGCGAAGGGAGGGGACCCCACGAUGUGCCAGACCCCAAACUCUGGUGGAUGCUUCUCCCCCGUCCCACACUGGAAGGCAGUAACAAGUGUGGGGAGGAAAACUUCUCCUUCCUUCUCAGCAAGAGACUGAGGUUGCAGAGACCUCGCUGGAAGGAGGAGGCGAUGCCUGUGUGUGCUGCUGCCUGCUUUCUAUGGGAACAUCUACUGCUUCUUAAAUAACUUACUGUACAAAUUAGCAACAUGGGAGACAGGCUGAAAGACUGGACUUUCUAAUCCCCUCUGACUUCUCUCCUCUUUUGGAUUGUGUUUUUGUUCUGCUUGCUGCAGAGUGGGGAAGGAAGGAAACCCUUAGGAAAUUCUCUUUUAAAUGUCUCCUUUUUAAUUUAUAAUUUUGUUCUCAAAUCCCAGCCUUUUAAUUUUUUAAUUUCAUGCAGCAGUCAUUUGGGAAAAAAUGAGAUAGCCAUAGGGGAUACAUGAAAUGUUUCAUUACAAAUUGUCUACCUUA
Molecule: messenger RNA, 3862 nt
Organism: Haemorhous mexicanus (house finch)
Lineage: Eukaryota; Metazoa; Chordata; Aves; Passeriformes; Fringillidae
Product: receptor-type tyrosine-protein phosphatase T
Exons: 27
Coding region: 1-3354 (1117 amino acids)
Biological process (GO): protein dephosphorylation
Molecular function (GO): protein binding; protein tyrosine phosphatase activity
Source: RefSeq, a predicted model, not a curated record